Molecule: messenger RNA, 2733 nt
Organism: Hydra vulgaris (swiftwater hydra)
Lineage: Eukaryota; Metazoa; Cnidaria; Hydrozoa; Anthoathecata; Hydridae
Molecular function (GO): protein binding; ADP binding
Source: RefSeq, a predicted model, not a curated record
UAGUAACUGUUAAAAAGUUACAGAAAAUAAUAAACUUAAAAUAUCUUAAUUUCGAAGUAAAGUCCAAGUUGAAAUCAAAUUCUAAAAUACAUUCUUACUACACCUUUGCAAAGCACGCCUUCAAAAUUAAGUAACAGAUUGUCUCUAAAAUCGGUGCCGUUAAAGACAGAUACGCAUGUACCUAUUGUAUUUGCUUCUCGAAAUUACUUGUAUUUCUUGUAUUAAUUAUGGCUUCUAAACGUUCACCUGAGGUCGAUUGCAGGAAUUUUCAAAGUUGUAAGUGGAUGUGCCUGGCUAAAACGAGUUGCCAUUUAAAUGAUAUGGAUCAAGUUAUUAACAAUGAGUUUGACAGUUUGAAGGUAUUUGGUACCCAACCUUCUUCAGUAAAUUUGUUUCUACGCGAAGAAAAACUACGUCAAAUACAUUAUUAUUUAUUUGAAUUACAAGAUACAAAAAAGUCAACCUUAGUAUUAUAUGGAAUGUCAGGUGUUGGAAAGACGCAAAUUGCCAGAAAAUACUGCGAAGUUUAUCAUAAUUUCUAUAAAAACAUUGUUUGGAUAGAUGCAGCAUUUGGAAAGUUACAAACUUCAAUAAAUAAUCUUUGUCAAACACUAGGAUUGGUUGUCAAAGAUUCAAAUGGUCGUUAUUUUGAUUUAGAAGUAGUCAUAGAAACAAUUCAUAGCCAUUAUAAAAAUGAAAAAACUUUGUUUAUUUUUGAUGAUGUUGAUGAUGAAAGUGUUAGAAAUAUAAGAAUGUACAUUUCAAAGAAACCAAAUUCAUUUAGCUUGAUUACUUCACAGUGGAGAAUGUGGUCAGAUAGUGUAAAUCAGAUGUUAAUUGACGUUUUUUCUCCUGAAGAUGCUUUUACGUAUAUAAAAAAUAACAUCAAAACAAAUACCGAAGAAAAGUUGAGAGAGUUAAUUAAAGAACUUGGUUUUCACCCAUUCGCCAUCAAUCAGGCGAUAAAAUAUAUUAACAUGCAUAAAGUAACAAUUGAAACAUAUAUAAGUCGAUAUAAAUUACAUCCUAUAGAAAUACUUGACAAUGAAAAAUUUCGAACUGAAGAAGAAUCAAAGUCCCCUAUAAAAGCAAUCAACUUAGUUUUAAAAAAGUUAGAAAACAAUGAAAUCAUUCCUUUAAAAAUAAUAAACUGUCUAUCUUAUUGCGAUGGUCAAAACAUAAGUAAACAUUUUUUAAUCCAAAUUUCAAAAUACAUGGAAAUAAGUGAAGAAUACUUGAUAGAUGACGCAAUCGGACUACUGCAAAACUAUUCGUUAUUAGAUUGUCUUAGUGAUGACAAAUAUACAAUACACGAACUGACAAAGUUAUCAUGUAGAUAUUUUCAAAUAAAAAAUUCGACUACUAAUAUUUAUCUUGCUUUGAUUGAAAGUUACUUCAAGUUUGAGUUCAAAAAAGCAAAAGAUCACGUUGAUGACGGAAACCAUUUUGUUAUUCAUUUUCUUCACAUGUUUCGUAACAACAUAAAAAGGAUGUCUAAAACCUUUCAUCGUUAUGCUGGUAAAAUAAAUCAUUUAUUAACGCGUAAGAGUUUAUUUCUAGAAACAAUUGAAAUAUUAAAAGCUGUUGAAAGUUUUAAUGUAAAAACCUAUGGAGAAAAUGAUGGAUUAACUCUUGAUACAAAAAAUCAUAUUGCAAAUUGUUUGUACAAAAUAGGAAAACAUAAAGAAGCUUUAAAAAUUCAUUAUUCAGUUGAUAAAAUACAAACUGAAUUUUUAGGUAUCGACCAUCCAUCAACAAUGACAACAAAACAUUGCAUUGCAAUGUGUUUGUGCGAAAUGCUUAAAUAUUAUGAAGCUUUAGAAAUUUAUUGUUCUGUUGAAAAAAUGAAAACUAAAAUUUUAGGUGUCAAUCAUUUAUCAACAUUAGUAACAAAAAAUAAUAUCGCCAUCUGUUUUGUUGGUAUAGGAAAAUAUAAUGAAGCUUUACAAAUUUAUUAUCCUGUUGAAAAAAUACUAAUUGAAAAUUUCGGUAUCGACCAUCCAUCCACAAUGACAAUUAAAAAUAAUAUUGCAAUGUGUUUAUGCGAAAUGGGGAAAUGUAACAAAGCUUUAGAAAUUUAUUAUUCUGUUGAUAAAUUACAAACUGAAAUUUUAGGUAUCAACCAUUCAUCAACCAUCGCAACAAAAAGUAAUAUCGCAAGCUGUUUGUUUGAAAUAGGAAAAUAUGAUGAAGCUUUAGAAAUUUAUUGUUCUCUUGAUAAAAUAAAAACAGAAAUUUUAGGGAUCAACCAUCCAUCAACGACAGAAACAAAAAAUAACACUGCAAAGUGUUUGUGCAAGAUAGGAAAAUUUAACGAAGCUUUAGAGUUUUAUUAUUCUGUUGAUAAAAUGAAUAUUGAAGUUUUAGGUAUCAACCAUCGAUCAACAAUGGCUACAAAAAAUAAUAUUGCCAUCUAUUUGGAAGAAUCGGGAAAGUAUAAGGAAGCUUUAGAAUUUUAUUAUGCUGUUGAUAAAAUACAAACUGAAAUUUUAGGUAUUAACCAUCUGUUCACAAUAAACACAAAAAGAAAUAUCGCAUGCUGUGUGAAAAAGUUAGAAAAAUCUUGAACGAACUAUAUUUUCUCUUAAAUAAGCUAUAUAAUAAUGCAGUCCGCAAAAUCCGAAGGAUAUUAGGUCGGCACAAGAGUGCUGUACUUAGCCAACGUCAAGUCGGCAAAAUAUUGCUUUUGAUUUUUUGCAUCCUGUUACAAAAAAAUUAAAGAUUAAUUGAUUA